Molecule: messenger RNA, 2420 nt
Organism: Serinus canaria (Common canary)
Lineage: Eukaryota; Metazoa; Chordata; Aves; Passeriformes; Fringillidae
Product: EOLA-like protein
Exons: 3
Coding region: 99-569 (156 amino acids)
Source: RefSeq, a predicted model, not a curated record
GCCCCGCUCCCGGCACCCACCGUGCGGGCGGGCCGGCUGAGCGGAGGGCGCGCAGCCGGCGGCGCAGGAAAUAAACGGCUUCUAAUGCGAGGAGCACGAUGAAAUUCGGUUGCCUUUCUUUCCGACAGCCCUACGCAGGGUUGCUUCUAAACCAAGUCAAAACUGUAGAGACUCGCUGGCGUCCUUUGCUAGCACGCUACAAGAACUGCACCAUUGCUAUUCAUAUAGCUGUUAGGGACUGGGAAGAUGAAACGUGGAGAGAAAUUCUUCUGAAUAGGUUCGGCAUGACACCGAAACAACUGCAAGAUUUGUUGGAUGAAGGGGAAAAAUUUGGCAGAGGAGUUAUUGCAGGAUUAAUUGAUGUUGGAGAGACAUCACCAUAUCCAAAUAACCUGUCUCCUGAAGAGAUUCUGGAGCUGGAAAAGAAAGCUGUCCUCAGUAAUCUAGAACAGAAAUACUUGACCGUUGUUUCAAAUCCCAGAUGGCUCCUGGAACCAAUUCAUGCCAGAGGGAGAAAAGGGGUGUGGGAGGUGGACAUCCCUGAAGAACUGAUCCCUUCAGAAUUGUAGCUGUUGCCCCUUACUAUUAUCUUUUCCUGCCUAAAUGCAGACUUGUAUUUAAGGUGCUGACUUUUGCAUUACGUCAGCAUUUUGUCUAGGAUUCUAUUCCAAAACUAUUUGAAAUGGCAAAUACAUUUUUGAGGCAAAACAAACAAGAUGUGUCUUUAUUACAUGAAAUUGUUUUUCUAGACUUUUCCUCUAUAAACAACUAAGUAAAUGCCAUUUUUAAAGAUACAGUUAUGCACUGUGCCAAUUUAAAUGUAAAUUAAAAUUAUUUUUUGAUACCUGCAUCUCAGAUUAUAGGAAAAUGGUACUUAAAAGCAGGCUGCCACAAGUUGUAGGACAUCUGUCCCAGACCACUCCUUGUCCUGCUUCAAGGAUAGAUUUUUUCAUUCACAUUUUAGGCACACAAGAUGUGCAUAUGAUGAAUACAGCUCUGUGACCUGACAGACAUUGGAGAAAGGCCAGUUUUGAGAAGGUGCUUGUGCAAAAUGAAACUGAGCAAGUAUGAAAUUUUUUUUCCUCUUAUUUAAGAUGAAAAAUACUAGUUGUCUUUGAAAAUAUAAUACUGAAUUCAAAAUAAGUGUGAAGAAUUACAAAUAAUAACCACUAAGCUUUGGCACUCCCAAGAUUUUUCAAAAUUCACACCCUACAUUAGUGAAAACCCUUUUGAUUUUCUGGAGCAAGGCCACACCUAGGCAUGGCUCUAAAAACAGAACAGGACAAGUGGCAGAGUCUUAGUAUUCAGACGCUUUACUGGAGCACUUGGGAACCUGUUCCCUUGGAUUACAGCACUUCUGCCAGAGCUGUUGCCCAGGGCUAGUGCCUGUAGUCCAGGGUCUGAACCCCUCGUGGAGCUGGGCUGUGACCUGGAGACAGAGCGAGCUGCUGCCAGCACAGCUGCAGGGGUUGAAGUGACUGCAGAGCAGGGCUGGGUGAAGUUCCCUGAGCAGCUCCCUGGCCCCAGCCAGCCCCUACUGUGCCUCACUGAAGUGAAAGUGCAAAGGCUGCAGCUCCUCGUGUUUGUCUGAGCUGCAGCAGAUGGAGCUCUACAGGCACCACUGCCUGAGGACCUGCCUUGGCACUGUGCUUGGCAGCUCAGGCUUUCCCCAGUGCAGAGCUGUGCCUCUUCUCCCUUGCCCCUGCUGUCCUCUCCUCCAGGAAUGUGGUUUCUCAUAGUACCUCAGCCUCUGGUUUUCUUCAUGGCAGUGUGCAGGCAAAUUGAUGUCCAGUAACAAUCCUGCAGCUGGUCCACAGGCAAGAAAGGGGAGCUCUGAAGCAUCAGAAAUGGAAGUUCUGCAUCCAAGUUUUUCAGGCAUACACCUUGAACACAUGCAGAAAUAUCCACACACUCCCUGUUCUUCCUGCCAUCUAACACUAAAGAAAUGAGACCCAUGGUAUUUAACUUAUCUAUCUAAACAUUGGUUACCUAAACACAGAGAGCAGCUGCAAGGAUGUGGGAAUAUGAGACAUGUGGUUUUAUAAACUACAGGACUACACAUUUUGUAGACUCCAUUUCUCCAAAGCACCUGUAAGUCCAAGGCACACUGUCAAAGCAGGUCUUUCUUUUGACAAGAAAAUGUUUUGCCAACACCAAUGAGAUUCUAUCUUGAAAAGUUUAAUCAUUUACACUGACCAACACAAAGUUGGUAACAAAGACCAAGCUAUGAUAUUUAUACCAGCUAACCAAUAGACCAAUAGCUGUGAAACCUACCACAAAUGUUUCUGGCAUAGACCACACAAUGUGAGAAACAGCUUAAUAAACAGCCAGUCUAACGGGAGAAUGGUACAUGCUGCUCAAGAAGAAUCAAAACAUGAAACUGGAAAAGCAACAAAAACAACAUGUAACUCCCAAGCCAG